Molecule: messenger RNA, 1798 nt
Organism: Lingula anatina
Lineage: Eukaryota; Metazoa; Brachiopoda; Lingulata; Lingulida; Lingulidae
Source: RefSeq, a predicted model, not a curated record
UGGUCAAUGUUAAUAAUGAGAUGGCCAUCAUAUGGUAUCUGUUAUAUACAUAGCAUUCAGUACUUAGCAGAGUCUGGGUGCAGAGUAUUCUAUGUGCAGAGAAAUUUGAGUUCAUAGCAAAUUAGGAAAAGAGCCAAUCAUUCACUCAAAUGAAGUCUUUGGAAGACCAUUCAGAAAAAAUGGAGUCUUCAGAAGAUGAAUAUGAAUUUAACAUGGAGCCUUUAAUAGACAUCUUAGUAAGUGUGAAGCAUCCAGAUGACUAUCCCCCAAUGCAGGACUUCAGAGCUAACCAAGUGCACAAAAAGUCCCCCAGAGACAAGCCAAAUGACAAAGAUUUCCCAGGAGCUGUCUCAGAAUGGGCCGAGAGUCCUGGAGGCACACUGAAAGACAUCUGUGAGGCCUCCCUCUGUGAGACCAUCACAAAAGAGAACAUAAGCGAAAGGUUCAUCUUGGGCCACAGAUACAACAUGCAAACAUUGCUGAGGUCAUGUACUGAGUUUAUAUCCUUAAACUUUAUGCUCAUAGACAAGAGGGAUUUGUAUAAAAUAAUAAUUAAUCAAGGCCAAGUGAUGGCUUUGGUUGAAAACCUUGUUUGGCUGAUUGAGGAUUUGCAUCACAGCAACAAAAACAAUGGACAAUCAAGAGAAAAGAAAGAGAGUAGCACGGAUGGGUCUAAUGAUGAUGAUAAUGAUGAUAAUGAUACAGAUGCCAAUUAUGAAGAAGAUAAUAGUACUAUUAACAGUGACACUGAAGAAAACUGGGAAGCUGAAACUUACGACAUUAUUCCAUGACUAUCUUAAUUGUGGGCAAAAUAAAACCCAAAUGCCAAUUUUGCCACAGAGGACACAAACUUUGUACAUAUAGUUAAAAUUAUUAACAACUCUUCUUUAUGGCUUCAGGUUUUGAAGUUGUCAAUGAGUAAUAUAUGUGUAAAUAGUUUUAAUAUUUAUCAAAAUAAUUUAAAAUCCUUUUUACCUCCUAAUAUGUUUUUUUUUUACUGUCAUGUAGCAUUGUACAUACAUGUAGCUGGGCUGUAACCAAUGUAACAAGUACUCAUUCAGGCCAUAUAAAGAUACAUGUAUUAGCUUGGCAUUAGUACCAUAUGUUUGGCAUUUCCUACAAUUAGACUUAUUCUCACAGUAUUGAAUAUGUUUUAAAAUCUACCAUCCUAUACUAUGAAUUUUUAAAGAUAAAUCUAUUUGUUUCAAAUGUAGAGUGAGUUAUUGAAGUUAUGACCUAUCAAGAUAGGAACAAUAUUGUGCAGAAGUUGAAUUGUGCAUCAAGCUGAAUUUGACUCUACAAUUAUGUUGGUAGUACAAGACCAAGAUUAUUAACUUUAAAAUAUUUGUACAGCACUGAUUUUCAUGUAUUUACUUAAAAAACCUACACAUACCUCUAUACUACUAUUAACAAGGUGUUCUACUGCAUAUUUGUAUUGCACUUGUUAACCAACUUACAUAUAAUAUGUAAGACCUCUCACAAGGUAACAGUUCAUAACUCUAGAUCACUAUGUAUAAGUACUAGUAGUAUUCCUUUUUAUUUUGAAGUGGGUAUUUAAUAAGGGUUUUUAACACCCGCUUUUUAUUAUUUUCAUUUGCAGGGCCAAUUUAUUUAUAUAUAUAUUUAACAGUCAGUCAAUUUCCAUAUGUUAUUAUUUGGUGACCAGAUUUUCAAGAAGUGGGUAGUUAUCAUUUGUACAAAUAAGUAGAUACCUACUGUACCAGGGGAUUAUUUAUAACAAAGUAUUUAUGAAUGGUUUCUCUUUGAUCUAUGUUUUAAAUAAAUCAUAUGAACAAGA